CUCGAGUCGGCCUCGGGCGCCUACCUCGACAUGAACGCAGAGCUGCGCGCCGCCGGCUCCGCCUCCGCCCUCGCCGCGCUGGUGGGCGGGGUGGCGGCGCACCCGUCGCCCGACUACGUCACUGCGCUGCGGCAGGCGGGCGUGCGGACUCGCGCGGUCGGGGUCGCCACCAUCGCCCUGACCGCCUCGGUGCUCGCGUCGGGGCUGCCGCUGAUGAAUGUGCUGCCGCGACCGCUGCUCGGCUCGCUGCUGAUGGCGAAUGGAGUCGAGCUCACGAAGCUGUGGCUGUGGGACGCGCGACGCUGGAUCGACCGACCAGGCUUCGCGAUGCUGUUCGCGAUGAUCUGCAGCGCCCUCCUCUUCGGCCAGACCGCCGCUGUGCUGCUCGGCGCCCUCUGCGCCGUCUUCCUCUCGCACCUUCGCCUCUCCCGCGCCAACGCGCUCAAGUACCACCUCACCAGCCGCUCGUGCCACCCGCCCGCCUCGCGGCCGCACCACGCCCAGGCCUUCCUCCGGCGGCACGGCGGCGCCAUUCACCUCAUCGGCCUCGAGGGCUUCCUGUACGGUGGCACCGUCUCGCGCCUCUCGCGCUACGUCCUCCGCGCGUCGGAGCGGCACGGGCGCGAGAUGCGCUUCGUCUUGCUCGACCUGCAGGCGACGCAUGGCAUCGAGCCUUCUGCGUGCACCCUCCUCCGCCGCUUGCGCCGUCAGCUCAAGGCGCGCGGCGUCAGCCUGCUCGUCGCCGCCGCCUCGUCGCAGAUGCAAGGCUGCGAGUCGCGCGCCUCGUGCGGCGGCGCGCCCGCGACGGCGGCGCUCGACAGCGCCGUGUACCGGACGGUGGACGAGGCGCUCGAGAGCUGCGAGGAGCAGCUGCUGCUGCUCGGCUCGCCCGUCAAGUCGUCGCACCGCGAGGGCCCUUCCGCCUUCUCCACCGGCGGCGGCGGGAGGCACAGCGGCGCGGCAUCGGUGGGGAAGGGCGCGGCGGAGGGCAAGGGUGCGUACGGCGCAAAGGUGACGCUGCAGCCGGGCGAGCUGCUCACCUCGCAAGGCAACCUAAACCGCGAGGUCCUCGUCGUGCCUCCCUCCGGGGCGGAGCUGUCCGUCACCACCGACUACGGCUCCCCGGACGGGCCGCUCACCCUCGCCACGAUGAGGCACGGCGGCGUCUUCGGCGCCGAGGGCGUGCUACUCGGGCUGCCGUCGGUGAGCUCGGCGGUCCUGUCGCGCUCCUCGCCGCCGCGCGUCGUCAUCUCGCUCUCGGCGGCGCAGCUGCGCGGCCUCCGCCUCUCUCAGCCGCAGCUCGCGCAGCAGCUGCUCGCCGCCGCGUUUACGCAGCAGCAGGACUACCUCUGGCUCCUCGCGCGCCGCACCUCCCUCUGGACGGGCGGCGGCCACGGCGGGCCCAACCUCGACUGGGGCUCCGCCCAGCCGCAGCUCGUCCCGUCGGCCGACGGCGCGCCGCUGCCCACCAUCCCGUCCGAGGUGUCGCUGCCCGAGUCGUUUGGCCGCAAGGAGGUGCGGUCGGCGGUACUCUCGCCGUGGCGCCACGCUGUCUCGCCGCAGGAGAGGACGCCCUACUCGGCGGGCAGCCGCGGCGCCGGCCACAUCGCGGGGCUGAUGGAUGAGCUCGCCAAGGCGGCGGCCCGACGCGACAGCGGCGGCGUCGGCCGACGCUCGGAGCAAGACGCAGCGCUAACGCCCCUGCUCGAAAAACUACCGGCGCGCUUCCAGCAGCGGCUGCUCUCCCUUGUCGGCGAGAAGGAGGGUGCCGAGCGGCGCGUCCAAGAGCUCGAGCGGAGCGUCCAUCACGCCGAGGCGACGCUCAAGGCUGCACUCGACAGCAGGAGCGUGGUGCAGGCCAACCUGCGUGCGUCGGAGCGCCGCAUACAGGAGGCCGAGGCUGCGGCCGACCGCCAUCUGGCGGCGGUGGAGUCGGAGAAGCAGCGCUACGCCAUCCUGGCUCGGCUCGCCGACGACCAGGCGGCCGAAUCCAAGGCAAAGAUCAGCGCACAGGGCGAGCAGCUGCACGUACUGAACGAGCAGCUCGGGGCUGCGAACCGGGCGGUAGGCACACUGCGUGCUCACCAGUCUCGGAGGUGA
Messenger RNA from Emiliania huxleyi CCMP1516, 2100 nucleotides. RefSeq lists its product as hypothetical. NCBI's taxonomy places the organism in Eukaryota, Haptophyta, Isochrysidales, Noelaerhabdaceae. The record is from RefSeq and is a predicted model, not a curated record. Gene Ontology annotation, cellular component: membrane. The transcript is spliced from 15 exons. The coding region runs from base 31 to 2100 and encodes 689 amino acids.